GCCCCGCGGGGCGCCGCGGGGCCGGCGACGCUGAUCGCGGACGGGCGCCGCUCGGUGGGCCUGCUGUCGGCGGAGCUGUGCCUGACGCUGAAGACGCGCGGGCGCGGCGGCGGCGUGCAGCUGCUGGUGGCCGGCCGCCGUGGCGUGACCCUGGCGCUGCAGGCCGUGGCGCAGGCCCAGCCAGAGAGGCCCCUGGUCUUCGCGCUGUCACUCGCUGAUGGGGAGGAGCUCGCCGCCGCCGGGCUGCACCCCCCUGGCCAGGGCGGCACAGGCGGCGCCAGCGACGAGGCGGCGCCCCCAGGAGGCGAGGAGGCUCCAGCGCCGCGCCGCGGGUUCCGGUUCUUCUUCCCCGGGCACGCCGACGAGGCCGAAACGAUGGACGUGCGCGUGGGCGCGGCGCCCUCCAGGGUGCUGCUCGUGAAGAGCGAGGGCUCGCUGCUGCCGCUGACCAAGGCCGUCGCCACCGAGGUGGCGCGCCUCCCAGAGGGCGCCACGGCGGCGGUGGAGACGCUGCUGGGUGGUAAGGCAAAGAGCAUCUGGACCAGGACGCACCGCAUGUCGAAGCCGUGGCCCAGGCCUACCAGUGGCAGGUGGCGCCCGCGAGCCCGAAGCUCUGGACCCGGCCCUUCCGGUGCGUGGCGGCGGAGGUGGCGGCCUCCGCCGCGCCCCCCGCGGAGCGCCAGGCGGAGGGCGGGCCGCGCCGCGUGCUGCGGCUGA
Molecule: messenger RNA, 717 nt
Organism: Prorocentrum cordatum
Lineage: Eukaryota; Dinophyceae; Prorocentrales; Prorocentraceae
Source: the annotation of a GenBank genome assembly